This is a messenger RNA of Verticillium dahliae VdLs.17, 1419 nucleotides long. RefSeq names its product 2-methylcitrate synthase. Lineage: Eukaryota; Fungi; Ascomycota; Sordariomycetes; Glomerellales; Plectosphaerellaceae. Gene Ontology annotation, biological process: tricarboxylic acid cycle; carbohydrate metabolic process. The coding region runs from base 1 to 1419 and encodes 472 amino acids. The record is from RefSeq and is a predicted model, not a curated record. Gene Ontology annotation, molecular function: 2-methylcitrate synthase activity. Gene Ontology annotation, cellular component: mitochondrial matrix. The transcript has 3 exons.
AUGGCUAUGAACAUCCGCCGAACGACGAGAGCGCUGGGCGCCCUUCGCCCCAUGGCUGCCCGCUCCGCCGUCAAUGCCCGCCAGUACUCCACAUCCGAGCCCGACCUGAAGACCACCCUGAAGGAAGCUAUCCCCGCCAAGCGCGAGCUUCUCAAGAAGGUCAAGGCUCACUCCAACAAGGUCAUUGGUGAGGUCAAGGUCGAAAACACCCUCGGUGGCAUGCGUGGCCUCAAGGCCAUGGUCUGGGAGGGCUCCGUCCUCGACGCUAACGAGGGCAUCCGCUUCCACGGCCGCACCAUCAAGGACUGUCAGAAGGAGCUUCCCAAGGGCAAGACGGGCACUGAAAUGCUUCCCGAGGCCAUGUUCUGGCUCCUCCUGACCGGUCAGGUCCCCUCCACCAACCAGGUUCGCCAGUUUUCUCGCGAGCUUGCUGAGCAGGCUCAGCUGCCCGCCUUUGUCAACAAGAUGCUUGAUGAUUUCCCCACCGAUCUUCACCCCAUGACCCAGUUCGCCAUGGCUGUCUCCGCCCUCAACUACACCUCCAAGUUCGCCAAGGCCUACGAGAACGGUCUCAACAAGGCCGACUACUGGGAGCCCACCUUCGACGACAGCAUCUCGCUGCUCGCCAAGCUGCCCACCAUCGCCGCCAAGAUCUACCAGAACUCUUACCGCGGUGGUGGUGCCCUUCCUGCCGAGGUCGAUCUCGGCCAGGAUUGGUCGUACAACUUUGCCGCCAUGCUCGGCAAGGGCGGCAAGGAGAACGAGAACUUCCAGGACCUCCUGAGGCUGUAUCUCGCCCUUCACGGCGACCACGAGGGUGGCAACGUCUCUGCUCACGCCACGCACCUUGUCGGCAGCGCCUUGAGCGACCCCUUCCUCAGCUACAGUGCCGGUCUGCAGGGUCUUGCUGGUCCUCUUCACGGUCUCGCCGCCCAAGAGGUUCUCCGUUGGAUCCUUCAGAUGAAGGAGAACAUCCCUUCGUCCUACACCGGCAAGGACGUCACCGAAUACCUGUGGUCGACCCUCAACUCGGGUCGUGUCGUUCCAGGCUAUGGCCAUGCCGUCCUCCGCAAGCCCGACCCUCGCUUCGAGGCCCUCAUGGACUACGCGUCUGCGCGUCCUGAGAUUGCCGAGGACCCUGUGUUCCAGCUCGUCAAGCUGAACAGCGAGCUUGCCCCUGAGGUCCUGAAGAAGCACGGAAAGACCAAGAACCCUUACCCCAAUGUCGACUCGAGCUCUGGCGUCCUCUUCCACCACUACGGCUUCCACGAGACCCUCUACUACACUGCCACCUUCGGCGUCUCCCGAGGCCUCGGUCCUCUGGCUCAGCUCAUCUGGGACCGCGCCUUGGGUCUUCCCAUUGAGCGCCCCAAGAGCAUCAACCUUGAGGGUCUCCUUAAGCAGGCCGAGAGCGCGUAA